Trifolium medium is the source of this 426-nucleotide messenger RNA. NCBI's taxonomy places the organism in Eukaryota, Viridiplantae, Streptophyta, Magnoliopsida, Fabales, Fabaceae. The record is from the annotation of a GenBank genome assembly.
AUGAUAUACCCUAUUUCCGACAGUGCUUGGGUAUCUCCGGUCCAUGUGGUGCCAAAAAAAGGGGGGAUGACGGUGGUGAAAAACGAUAAGAAUGAGUUUAUUCCAUCUCGGACUGUUACGGGGUGGCGUAUGUGCAUUGACUAUCGCCGACUCAACACCGCUACUAGGAAGGAUCAUUUUCCCUUGCCAUUCAUGGAUCAGAUGUUGGAACGGUUAGCGGGACAAGAGUUUUACUGUUUCCUUGAUGGGUACUCAGGUUACAACCAGAUCACCGUCGAUCCGGAAGAUCAAGAGAAAACGGCCUUUACUUGUCCUUUUGGGGUGUUCGCAUAUCGAAGAAUGCCAUUCAGAUUAUGUAAUGCCCCAGCGACGUUUCAAAGAUGUAUGCUGGCCAUCUUCGCCGAUAUGUUGGAGGACACAAUGGAG